GACAACUCGAUAUCUACAGCGAUCUGACGGCUUGGUAACUCGAGGAGCCGAAUGUCGUUCAAAUGACGGUUGAGCAGCCAGUGAAGGAGCAACAUCGUCGGCUGAGAAAUGUUAGCUUGUUGACAGCUAACGUUAGUCAACAAGCUAACGUAGUUAAUUAGCGUAGCUAAGACCCCUGAUUUAUCGAAAGCGACACCAUGGCAUGAUAAUAUAGUAUUUGCUAGUCAAUAUAUCCCCUGUAGGGGAUGCCUAGUUUUAAACGAAUGCGUUGAGCAACAUAUUAUGUGAGGAUUAUAUGAGGACUUUCGAGUUAGCUGAGUUCGAUAGCUGGAAUCAUUUUAGUACCCAGGUGAUUUGGCAGUGUCACUCUAGCUUGUUCUUUGUUGGGGCUUGGCUUGUGGUUAAACGUGUUCUUUAGGUUACAUCUAUACUCCCCUACCGCUAUACUAUUAGUCACUUUUUUUGUUUUUAAAAAUGAAAAACUGUGAGUAUCGACAAAUAGACCUACGAGCGCUCAGAACAUCGACCACCCAGACCUCCACCAACAAAACCUCGCAGCGUGUACGGAGGAAAUGGGAGGUUUUCCCUGGAAAAAACCGCUUCUACUGUGAUGGGCGUAUUAUGUUGGCCAGGCAGUGUGGUGUGCUCCCGCUGACCAUCGUCCUUAUUUUCAUGACCAGUGGCCUUUUCUUCAGAUUUGAUUGCCCCUUUCUGGUGCAUCACCUCACGGUCUUCAUUCCAGUUAUUGGUGGGGUGUUAUUUUUAUUUGUCGUCAUCACCCUCCUUCAAACCAGUUUUACAGACCCAGGGAUUUUACCCAGGGCUUUGCCGGAUGAGGCGGCAGACAUUGAGAAGCAGAUUGAUAAUUCUAGAUCUUCAACAUACCGUCCACCUCCCCGCACUAAGGAGAUCCUUAUAAAUGACCAGGUGGUCAAGCUUAAAUACUGCUUCACAUGCAAGAUGUUUCGUCCGCCUCGGACAUCCCAUUGCAGCCUGUGUGAUAACUGUGUUGAGCGGUUCGACCAUCAUUGUCCUUGGGUGGGGAACUGUGUUGGGAAGAGAAACUAUCGUUUUUUUUAUGCAUUCAUAGUGUCACUAUCCUUUCUGACCUCCUUUAUCUUUGGCUGUGUGAUUACUCACCUCACAUUAAUCAGGUCUGAAGCAGGUUUGUUCUCUUAUCAGUUACUCUCAUUAACAGGAUCACAAAGAGUGAAUGGUAUCAUCCAGGCAAUAAAGGAGAGCCCGGCCAGUGUUGUCGAGCUAGUCAUUUGUUUUUUCUCCAUCUGGUCCAUUCUGGGUCUGUCAGGUUUCCAUACUUAUCUUGUGGCCUCCAAUCUCACAACCAAUGAAGAUAUCAAAGGCUCUUGGUCCAGUAAAAGACGAGAAGCAUCAGGGAAUCCAUACACCUAUAACAACAUCUUCACAAACUGCUGUGUGGUGCUUUGUGGGCCGAUGCAACCCAGCUUGAUUGACAGAAGAGGCUUUUUACCUCCAGAUGACGCACCUCCUAUUGUGACCUCUGACACUGAGCUCACUCAUUUCAUGGCUAAGAAGGACACAAAUAUGUGCACACAGGGCACAAAGGAGCUUUUAGAAUCAUUGGCACACUCCGAAGUGAUCCAGAGCACCUGCACUCCGGGUACACCUAAAACCACCCCAGUCAUCCAAGAGAGUCUACCAAGUACCGUCUCUAUCACUGUCUCUCCCUCCAGCAAGUCUCCUUCUGCUGGCUGCUCAGGCCGCCAGGCCCGGCGCCCCAUUGACGUUCCCUGCUCCCAGAGAGGGAACAAACAGGCCACUCUUCACACCCAUAAAACCAUGUUGCAUGUAUCCAGCCCUCCCUACUCCCUUGGCCACAGUCCAAUCACUCUUAGUGAUGCUCCCGACAUGGGCUUUAUCCCACUAAACUGAGCACAAUUCCCCUGCCACCAGCAGCCUUGUGCAAACACUGUCAAACACUUUGAGAACAGCAUUACACCUUUUAAGAAACUGUACUGUACAUACUACACUCAGGAUCCUCUAAGGAAACAUGGCAUCUUUCAACAAAUGGGAAUAAGGCUGCAUUGACUUCUUAAAUAACAGAGAUUUGGAGAUUUUAUUUUAUUUUUGUUCCGUUAACAACAACAUACACCUAGUGGAGAGAACACCUUCAGAUGAUCAGUGUUUAACAGAACCUCAAGUUUGUUUUUGUUUUUUUUUAAUCCUUUUGCCAUCUAUUUAGACCUAAUGCAAUAAUUAUAUGCUUUGAAAGGUCACUUAAGUCUAAAAAAGCCUUACUUUAGAGUCACUUCUGUUCAUUUUAUGUGGUGUUAAAGACCCUCUACAUUGAAGUCAUUGUUGGUAUAAAAAAAAAAAAAAAAAAAGUAUUCACACCACCAGCCAAGUAUAUUAACAGCAGUUAUGAAUGGGUAUCAGAGAGCUCGGGAUUCAAGGGUUAAUGAGUUAUCUAUGUAUGUGAUACAGUGUUACUGUUGGUCCAGGGUUUAUUUUCUCCUGUAUAAUGUUGUGGCCUCAAAUGAAUUAACAGCGGCCAUAUUUAGGUUUAUUUUGUGUUGUUUUAAUACAGGGUCUUUCCUUCAUUGAAAAUUUUUCGGUGGCAUUCCAAGUGAAGUUUGGGCAUCUUAAAGGAAAUGCAAUAUUAUUUGAUCUAUAGUCUUCAUCUUGAGUUCUGCAUUUUUAGGUUGAAAGUGUUAGAGCACAGCAAGAACCACAGACCACAAAACCUGUGUGAUCCAUUUAAUUUCUACUGAGAAUUUUCUACUUUAAAAUACUGUCAAGGAAGUCAAAUACCUUAAAUAACUAGUUAGCCCUAAAUGCAUAAAAGGUAAUCUUGGGAAUACAAAUGUGGAUGUUGACUUCCCAUAGCACUUUGAGGUAGAAAAUAAAAAAAAUUUCAAUUAAGGUAUCGUGAACUUACAAUGAAAAUUGUUUUUACAGCAUUUCUUAAUGUGAUAAAUGAUUCUACAUUAUAAUACUUUUUAACAUUUCAAGUUGAAUCAGCUAACUAUAAUGUAUUAUGAGCAAACAUUAGUUAAUUCUAACUUGAAUCAAUUAUUUCAAAAGGUGUUUUUCAUUAUAAUUUUAAGAUUACCAAACAGUCUUAAUUGUAAUUACUUUUAGAAUACAUAUUAUGGCACAAAUUAUCUAUAAUGUGUAAUUACACAAAAUGCAAUUAAUUUUUAUAAUCAAAUUUGCACAUGUAUUUAAGCAGCCACCGAAAAACAUUUUUAAUCUAGGAAAAACCCUUUAGUAUUUCCGACUUUUCAUUGGUGGGUCAAAGAUUGUUUUCUGAUUGUUAUUAAAGUGUUUCUACUAAGCUUGAAAGAAGAAGUGUUGUAACUGAAACCUUCCGCCUUGAGAUUGAUGGAUUUCUAAUGAGUUAUUUAUAUCAUCAUUAAUAAGAUGAUCAUCACGUUUUUUAAUAAAUCAGAUUCUGGCACAGUCAUAAAGUUGACAGUAUAAGUUUGAUAAUGUUUUGCUCAUUUAAGAACUUAGACUUCUAGAAGUUGAUCACUGCCAGCAGCAUUGGAGGGAAAGUAAAUGAAUAAUGACUUGUGUUUUGUGUUAUUGUCCUUUUUUACCUAAAGAUUUAAAGACAACGUAAUAAACAAAUGUUCUUUCCA
This is a messenger RNA of Carassius carassius (crucian carp), 3623 nucleotides long. RefSeq names its product palmitoyltransferase ZDHHC18-A-like. The record is from RefSeq and is a predicted model, not a curated record. The transcript has 9 exons. Lineage: Eukaryota; Metazoa; Chordata; Actinopteri; Cypriniformes; Cyprinidae. Bases 475 to 1911 code for a protein of 478 amino acids. Gene Ontology annotation, molecular function: protein-cysteine S-palmitoyltransferase activity. Gene Ontology annotation, cellular component: endoplasmic reticulum; Golgi apparatus. Gene Ontology annotation, biological process: peptidyl-L-cysteine S-palmitoylation; protein targeting to membrane.